Molecule: messenger RNA, 729 nt
Organism: Aphis gossypii (cotton aphid)
Lineage: Eukaryota; Metazoa; Arthropoda; Insecta; Hemiptera; Aphididae
Exons: 4
Coding region: 130-708 (192 amino acids)
Source: RefSeq, a predicted model, not a curated record
CUUAAACAAUGUAUUCGAUUUAUUUAUAUAUUAUAUCUAAUCAUUCUUCAAGUUUUAAAUUUAUUAAAUAAUCUAACAGUGCAAAUUCAUGAAAUAAUCCAUCAGUAUUGAAAUAUAUUAUCGAUAAAAAUGACAAUAAUUAAAGUGUUUGUUCUUAUUCCAUUUCUCACUUUGUCCAAUUCAAAAAGUAACUUUAUGCCCAACUUACCUUUGGGAGAAUAUCGAAUCGUUUAUGAAAAAAUAUAUUCUUGCCAGUCAACAAAUAUAUUUGAACAUAAUUUUUAUUAUAGUAAAACAACAUUAAGUAAAACUCUGUUGAUAGGAAAUAUAACAGUUAAAAAACCAUUUGACAAUACUCUUACACUUGAUUUAAAUGUUGCAUCUUGGGGUUCAAUUGGUGGUUGGAAACCAAAUUCAAUGGUUUACAUAACAAAGAAUGCAUGUAGUAAUUUUAAAAAAGUCCUAGGGAACGUAUGGUAUACAAUAGUAAAAGCAUUUAACAUUACCAGUUACGACUGUCCAAUACAAGCGGGGACAUAUAAAACAACAGGUGUUGACUUGAAGGAAUUUGAAGAUCUUAACUACCCUAAAGUGUAUUUUUAUGGGAAAUAUAGAGCAACGUAUAAGAUAAAAAAUGAAGAAAAUAAAGUUUUUAGUUGCUAUAUUGUGGAGUUUAGUCUUGUACGACCUUGGGAAAAAUCAAUUUGAUUAAAUUAAAAAAAAAAAUGU